GUAAUUGAUCAAAAUAAAUUAUGAAAAUAGAGGCGUGCUUCCUCACAUUUCUUACCAAACCACACUGGUGUGAGUGUGAGUGUGAGGGUUGUUAGGUCACAGGUCCUGAAGAAUACCGAUCAAUUUCCUUCUCCGUUGGAGGAGGCUGCGACAAUGAUGAUGAUUCGCACCAAUUCUCUUCUUCAUCACGCUUUCUUCAAACUCAAAGGUAUUUUCAUCACCAAUUCUUUAACAACCCCUCUUUCGUCUUCCCGAUUAGGUUUAGAAUUCAGUCCUCACUCCACUUCUUUAGCUUCUCUUCUUCACUCCACUUCCUUUUCAAAUAAUGGGGAUCGCCCCCUGUCUAGGUAUCAAAAAGUUACCAGCUUGGAUGAUGCCUUUAACCUGUUCGAUGAAAUGACACAGAGAAAACCCCUCCCAUCUGUUAUCAAGUUUAAUCAGCUGUUGAAUGCUGUUACCAAAAUGAACCAUUUUUCUUCUUGCCUCCAUCUGUUUAAACAAAUGUGCGUUGUUAGGGUUCCAGUUAGUGAGUACUCUGUGAAUAUUGCCAUCAAGUGUUGUUGUCAGAUGUCUCGCACCAACGAUGGCUUUGCACUCCUAGCUUCUUGCUUCAGGCGAGCUGUUGUGCCAGAUGUCUACAUAUUUAAUACACUCUUAGAUGGACUGGUGCUAGAAGAUAGAAUUCUUGAGGCUGAGAGACUCUUCAAGAAGCUCAUCAAGCACAAACUCUGUGAACCUAAUGUUGUUACGUAUUCCACAAUGAUUAAAGGGCUUUGCAAGGUUGGAAAUAAUGAUAUUGCCAUUGGCUUGCUUAGGCUCAUGGAUGAAAGAGGUUGUAAGCCUGAUACUGUAGUAUAUAAUACCAUCCUUGAUAGUCUCUGCAAGGACAAACUGAUAGAUGAUGCUUACAAGCUUUUCAAUGAAAUGGUAUUUGCCAAAGACAUCCAACCAGAUGUCAUCACAUACACCUCUCUCAUUCAUGGCCUUUGUAACUUGUGUCGUUGGGACGAGGUCUCUAAGCUGCUAAAAGAAAUGGUGGAGGAUGUAAGGAUCUCUCCUGAUAUUCAAACCUUUAACAUAUUAGUUGAUGCAUUUUGCAAGGAAGGUAGGGUGGAUGAAGCGGAGGCUGUUAUAGACAUCAUGGUUGAGAGAGGUGUGGUUCCUAACAUAGUCACAUACAAUUCACUUAUAGAUGGGUACUGUCUGCGAGGUGAAAUGACCAAAGCAAAAUCGAUUUUUGAUUCACUUACUUCUAAAGGUCUCGUCCCUGAUGUGUUUUCUUAUAACAGUUUAUUGAAUGGGUAUUGCAAGAGUUUGAAAAUAGAAGAGGCCAUGCAUUUGUUUCUUGAGAUAACAAGAAACGGUUUGAAACCUGAUAUAGUCAGUCACAGUGCCAUGUUACAGGGUUUGUUUCGGGUCGGACGUUGUGGAGCUGCACGCAAAUUCUUUGAUGAGAUGAGAGCACAAGGCCUUAUUCCAGAUGAAUGCACUUAUGGAAUAAUAUUAGAUGGCCUUUGCAACAACCAUCAAGUUGAAGAGGCGCUCUCUUUGUUUCAUCUGGUUGGUGAUAGCAAGCUAAAUUCUCAUAUUGUGGUGUACAAUAUUCUUAUUGAAGGUGCAAGCAAAUGUGGGAAGCUUGAUAUAGCAAAGGCUCUUUUCCAAGACAUAACUUUAAAAGGUUUGCAACCUAAUGUGCGAACAUUUAACAUAAUGAUUAGUGGCCUCUGUAGAGAAGGUCAGCUAAAGGAAGCAAAGGGCAUGUUUCUUAAAAUGGAUGAGAGUGGCUUUCCACCAGAUAAUGUUACUUACCGUGUUCUUCUCCAAGGAUAUAUGAAGAACCAGAAUUACGAUGAUGUCGACAUGCUUUUACAUGAAAUGGAUGGAAGACGUUACUCACUUGAUGCUUCAACUUUAUCGUUGUUAAUACAUCAAAUCGCAGCUGGUUCACUAGACAAAAGCAUGGUUCAGUUGAUAGGUAGGCUUGUGCCAAGUGAAUUGAUGGACACUCCUGAUGGCUUCAGUAUCAAGUUAAAUUCUAAUAUUGUGGUGUAUAAUAUCCUUAUUGAUGGAAUGGGCAAAUGUGGGAAGCUUGAUAUUGCAAGGGCUCUUUUCCAAGACCUUACUGUAAAAGGUUUGAAACCUGGUGUUCAGACACAUAACGCAAUGAUUAGGGGCUUUUGUCGGGAGGGUCUACUAAGGGAAGCUAAGAAUUUGUUUCUUAAAAUGGGUGAGAGGGACUGCCCACCAGAUAAUGUUAGUUACUGUGUUCUUCUCCAUGGAUAUCUUAAGAACCAGCAUUCCGGUAUUGUGGAGAUUCUUUUACAGCAAAUGGAUAGAAGUUACUCACUUGAUGCUUCAACUUUAUUGUUGUUAAAAGAUCGAAUCGCAGCUGGUUCAUUAGAUAGAAGUUUACUUAAGUUGAUAGGUAGGCUUGUGCCAAAAAGAGUUGACAGUUUUACAGGUAGGGAGAAGAAUCUGAAUGGUGUGUGCGGGUUAUGAUUAGG
Molecule: messenger RNA, 2504 nt
Organism: Helianthus annuus (common sunflower)
Lineage: Eukaryota; Viridiplantae; Streptophyta; Magnoliopsida; Asterales; Asteraceae
Product: putative pentatricopeptide repeat-containing protein At1g12700, mitochondrial
Exons: 3
Coding region: 154-2499 (781 amino acids)
Molecular function (GO): protein binding
Source: RefSeq, a predicted model, not a curated record